AUGAGACUUUCUUUUAUGCAUAUAUAUAUAUAUAUUUGUAUUUUAAGUGAUAUCGUUGUGUUCACCCCAAAGAAACUUCACAACAAAUUCGAUCCCGAUGAGUUCAAGUAUGAUGGCAACUAUGACACGGAUAAGAUCAAAAACUUCCUUGUUCAUGAGACCGUUGGAAUGGCAGGCAUUCGUACUCAGGGCAAUCUAUUCCAAUUCGAGCAAAGACCACUUGUAGUUGUCUACUACAACGUGGACUACUUGAAGGAUCCUAAGGGCUCAAACUAUUGGCGUAAUCGUGUUCUGAAGGUUGCUCAGGAUUACAAGCGCAAGGUUCAUUUUGCUGUUUCGAACAAGGAAGAGUUCUCUACCGAAGUUGAUCAAAACGGACUGGCGGACCGUAAAGAUUCCGACAAGCCCAUCGUUGCCGCUAUCACUGACGAAGGGAAGUUCCCUAUGAACAAUGAGUUUAGCGUAGAAAAUCUCAAGGAAUUUGUUGAGGAGUUGCUUGCUGGUAAGCUUGAACCCUACAUGAAGUCAGAGCCUAUUCCCGACAAUACCGGUGCACUUAAGGUGGCCGUGGCUAAGAACUUCAAGGAGUUGGUGCUGGACGCAGAUAAGGAUGCGCUUAUUGAGUUCUAUGCUCCCUGGUGUGGACAUUGCAAAGCUCUUGCCCCCAAAUAUGAAGAGCUUGCAACGAAGUUAGAAAAGGAAGACGUACUCAUUGUCAAGAUGGACGCUACUGCCAACGAUGUACCGCCGCUCUUCGAAGUCCGUGGGUUCCCAACUCUUUACUGGUUGCCCAAGAAUCAGAAGAGUGAGCCCAUUCCUUACAAUGGUGGACGUGAAGUGAAAGACUUUAUCAACUUCAUCGCCAAACACUCCACUGAUGGACUCAAGGGCUGGUCUCGUGACGGCAAGAAGAAGAAGAAGGAGGAGUUGUAA
Messenger RNA from Strongylus vulgaris, 933 nucleotides. NCBI's taxonomy places the organism in Eukaryota, Metazoa, Nematoda, Chromadorea, Rhabditida, Strongylidae. The record is from the annotation of a GenBank genome assembly.